Messenger RNA from Nomia melanderi (Alkali bee), 6486 nucleotides. RefSeq names its product inositol polyphosphate-5-phosphatase A (gene 5PtaseI). Gene Ontology annotation, biological process: phosphatidylinositol dephosphorylation. NCBI's taxonomy places the organism in Eukaryota, Metazoa, Arthropoda, Insecta, Hymenoptera, Halictidae. Gene Ontology annotation, molecular function: inositol-polyphosphate 5-phosphatase activity. The record is from RefSeq and is a predicted model, not a curated record.
GUAGUCCCAUUUCCGGACCAACGGCUGAAACGAGGACCAGGAUCGAGUCGCGGAUUCUGGUCCGCGUUUCAGGAGAAUUUUACACGCUGCUCGCAAAGCCUGCUCUCCCCGUGCGGUCUCGGGCUAUUGAAUUACAGGUUUCCGUCGACGUGUACAGCAUCGUGUCGGCCGCGCGCACGCACGUACCCUUAUCUGCGCAAUACUUCCGUCCCGUUCAUUAUCGUGACGCUUUUAGUAAUUCCCGAUAACUUGGCUACAUGGUUCGCGGAGUAACGGGCUCGCGGAGAACGGCGGAGCGAUCGGUCUCGCGAAAUUCUGCUCGAACGAGUCGACUGCCGCGAUUCGAGGAGAUCGCUGGAGAACCGAACUGGCUUCGUCGUGAGUUCAUUAGAGGAUUCGGGAUGGAUCGGCGGAGGAUCCACGGGUGAACAGUGAACUGGACAGGAAACGACGUUCGGCUCUCCGGAUAUUAUAGAUUGUUAUGUGUAGAAAUGAAUUCGGUGGCUUAACUUUGUCAAGCUCUCAAAAAAAAUACUUCAACGAUCAAAGUAUGAUCCUCUUCUAAAUAAGCGCCGAAUUAAUCGCUACAUCUAAUCCUAGAGGAUCCUCUGAAAAACAGGAUCAUUCUCGGGUGUUUCCUAAGGAAUAGAAAGCGGCGAGCGGGAAUUUUCCGCGCGAGGAAGCUUGAGGGCGGUUUUUCGGAGACGGUCGUGCGAGUCGGGUAAAGAAAAGGAGCCGCGGCGCUCGAUCGCGCAGCGCGAGGCGACCCCGGCCGAGAAUCCGUCUAGCGGAGGUGUAGAGUUGGACACGCGUGCAGUCGGGUCGGGGGCCCUGGAAUCUCCUCUCUCCGGCGUUCACGGUUCCCGACGUGCACGGCACUGCCUAUUGACGUCUGCGGUAGGCGUGGUUUCGCUCUGCCCGAUAGAGGGAUAUAUUUACCGCACCGCACAACUUUUCUCUCUGGUGCGCGCGAACGAGCCUCGCCUCACGUUAUUCGAUUAAUAAUGUGUCGUAUUCACGGUGCGAGGUUUGAUGCGACCGGUACACGCCGCGGGACCGUGGCCACCACUCGGCACAGGGAUUGAUCGCUCCCUGCGGACACGCCGCGGACCUACCAUCGGCAGGGGUGACUUAGCCUACUCGGGAACCUGUACGCGAGUGUGCUCGGCUUCUUCUUUUCCCUCCGUUAUCUCUCUCUGUCGCGCGCGGCCACGGUAACAUUCAUUCCCACGAGUGUGUGACGGUGUGCUCGCUUCAAGCUCGCCUCAAGCUUGCUCGCUAAGCUCGGGCCAGCGGCUCGCUCGCUCCGUGCCGUUCGCUGGCGAGCACUCUCGACGAGCCAGUGCACCGUGUGCUCGCGUGACAGGCGUCUGUCCCUCAUCUGCGUCGCUGCACGCCGACACGUCUACCCCGACGACAGGAUCUCUUUAAAGACAGGCCCUUUUUCUCGACGUACACCCAGAGGAGAAUGGCGGGUGACGGCGUUCCGGUACUCCUGGUCACCGCGAACGUGGGCAGCGUUUUCGAGGAGCCUAGCGUGAUGUUGAAAGUUUGGACGGAGGAAUUUUUAUCUACUAUACUGAGGCUGGAUCCAAAGUUUAUUGCACUGCACUGCCAAGAAGUGGGCGGGAAACAUUAUGAGGAAAGUAUGAGGCACGUGGAAGACUUUGUUAGAUUACUUAUGUCAUCCGAAGAAUUAAGACUGUUCGAUAAAAUCAGAGUAUUUUUAGACGAGGACUAUUCCUCUGCUGAACACUUUACGGCACUUGGAAAUUUUUACUUUGUCCAUGAAUCUUUGAAAGAUGUUUUAUUAUGGGACUUCCAAGAAUGCACUUUUGUACCGGUAAGUGGAAAAGAAGUUCACUCUGGUAACAUAGAGGCAGUCACGACCAAAGAGAAGGCAAAGUUUCCCCAAGAGUUCUUCCCAGAAUGCAAGUGGUCCAGAAAGGGAUUUCUGCGGACACGAUGGAAUAUUAGCGGGACAAUUUUUGAUCUCAUAAAUAUACACUUAUUUCACGAUGCCAGUAAUUUCAUUGCUAUGGAAACGUUUCCAUCUGUGUACAGUAAAACGCGCAGAAGAGCGCUCGAGCAUACGUUAGAUAGGUUUCAUAACGACAAAUAUCCAAAUGUACCAUACUUUCUAUUCGGAGACUUCAACUUCAGAACAGACACAGCUGGCGUGAUAAAAAAACUUACAGAAGAUACUCAAGAGAGAAGGCUAUCGAAUAAAGGAAGCAUUUCAAAGCUGCAAUUUCACAAUAAAGACGAUGAUCUCAUUUUAACGUUAGGGAAAAAGGAAUUCUCUCAUUGCGAGCACCAGAACGUGUUCCUCCAGAACAGUGGACAAUGGCUACGUGAAUAUGACAGAGAGCUGGAAGACUUUGAUGGAAGAUUAUUUGAAUUUCCAAUUAAAUUUGUGCCCAGUUACCCGUUUGAGGAAGAUAUCAAUGAGGGCUCGCAUUACAUGCAAACACGAGUUCCAGCCUGGUGCGACCGAGUUCUACUGAGCGCGACAGCGAAAAUGCUGGUUCAGAAUGUAUCGUCGUCCGACGCAGUGGAGUAUGGGAUAAUAGGUCCGAUGACCUGCAUGGGUGACCACAAGCCAGUCUACUUGAGGGCUGACCUCGCCUUGGACAAAGGUAUGAUAAACUGCUGCAGCUUGCCGCGCGCACCUGAGCUUUGCUUUCGAGUGCCAGACGAUUACGUGGAGUUGUUGUCCAUGUUGCCUGAUUACCAUAGUUGCGCGGCCGGCCGGGUCGCUUACACGGACCGAUCGGCCAAUAAUCUGUUGCACGCGGCACCCGUCAAGCAUGACCCCUACACCCCGGAUAGCAUGGACAGUCCGAGUCCCAACGCGAUGAUAAUCGCCUCGGCGGACGUGGACGCGCCGUCCCACGCGCCCCCGCACGCGUGCAACCCGCCCAGACGAGUGGACAGAGCCGUGUCCCCCGCGUUGCUGAAGUCCAAGCUGGAGCUGAUCAAGAGGCAAGAAGCGGACGUCGAUCAGGAGCCAGCGGACAUCAAGCGCAGCCCCAGCGACUGCUGCCUGCACUCCUGGCCGCAGCACGAGGACAGACAGUGGACGGCCAGGACCAACAGGUGCAACAGCGACGUGUCCUGGCAGAGGUCGCACGUGCUCACGCAGGCGUGGGUGCAGGGCAGAGGCGAGCAGGGCUACCACUCCUUCGGCGACAGGUUCGACAGGUCGUCCCUCAACUCGACGCCAGAAGGUCUGCCGACUGACUUGGUCAUACCCAGGAUAGCCAUCAUCAACGCCAGCAACUUCGAGUCCAACGAGAGCUCGGUGUACCUGCACGAGGACAAGUUCAGCAGCUACUCGGACAACAAGCUGACCACCUACUCCGACGGCAGGACCAAGAGCCUCAGCGAGGCCGUCAGCUCCGACAAGUCCGACGAGCUGUGCGAGAAACUAGAGAGCAACAGACUGAAGGAGGGCCUGUUCCUGCAGAACCUGGGCGAGCUUAUAGCGAGGGACGUUAUUUUCGAUGGAAUUGAGAAACUGGAGGAGGGACAGAGGAAGCUCGAGGCCAGGACCUCGUUAGUAUUAGAGGAUAAGGAGGUUGGAGCUGAGUCGACGAGGAACGAGAUUGAGGAGUGCGAGAACGCUGCCUCGAAGAGGAGCGAGUCCGCGCAGAGCCAGGACGACAACGCUGGGAACGCGAGGCUCAAGUCGAAGGCUUGCAAGGUGACCGAGAGGUGCAAGCACAACAUCGUCAGGAAGAAGGGCAGGUGCAGGAGGUGCUGCUGCAUCGUGUCGUGAGGGGACGCGUGUCGUGUUCCUUGUUCGCUCGGUCGCCGAGGCUACGUUGUUGAGCGAUGGCUCCUCGGCGUUAACAUUCCUCGAAUCGCUCGGAUCGAAGGGGUCGUGUGUAUUUAUUAGUCCGCAACGAUCACGGAGAGCAACUGCGACUCAUCUCCGGACGCUCCCGCUUGUUCAAUCCACACGUGCAUGUCGCGAGACGUACGGUGUCUGCAUGCGCAUGAUACUCUUUGCUGAGGCAAUGGUCUUUGGUAGGUAAUGGUUUCUUUAGUCCUUUGGAUUAGCUUGAGUCGUUGCCUUUCAGGGCCAUUGCACUCGAGUGAUACGGAUUGUCCGUGCGAGUGUCGUUGAUGGAACGAGUACAGCUCUGUUAUUGGUGAUUCGGUUGAUACAGUUGAUGUUGAGGAUUGAUGAUGAUGUUGAGAACUGAUGAUGACCCUUUGUGGACGAAGGUCGUUUCAGAAUAAUAAAUGGUUAUAUUUAAUGUAAUUACUCUGACAAGAGAUCAGCCUUCCAUUUUUCCUAUUAAUUAAUUAAUUAAUAUUUAACUUCAUCUGUUGAAGACUUUGUUGAAAGUAUCUUCGCAAAGGGUUAAUCUUAAUAAUGGAUGAUAUAGUUAAUAUUCUCCGAGUAUUGGAGGAUAGUUGAUGGAACAAUGACAUUGAAGAUAGAUGAAUGUUCCUGUUAGGGUUGAAGACAUGUUCAAACGUGUUUUUCCAAGAGAACUAAGGAAGACGCUGUACUUGUUUCAACGACACGCGUAGUUAAACUAUUGUAUCGUUGUUGCCUAGGUGUUUACGUGUUGUGUUGUGUAGAAGUUACGAGUCAGAGAACCCCCAAACGACAGUGUACACUAUCGAACAACACGUACAAUGUAUUAGCGGAGCAUAUUCUCCUAAACCUCUGUUAUCACCGGACAUAUUGUGCGAUUGAUCGUGUCUGGAUGUCACGUCUGGCUUUCCCGAGUCUCGAUCCCUCGUCGAACUUCCCACCACGCCACUUUGCACUUUCGAAUAAACCGCGCUGCGUCGCCCGAGAGAUGGCGCUGCCGUCGAAGCCGUUACACCGCGGGAAAAUUCAAAUUUGAAUGUUCACCCUCUAUAGGCUCAUUUAACUUUGAAGCCACACAUCAGUAUAUCGUCUUGAUUUAUUUCAAGAUUUAUUACAAAAUAUAUUCGUUUCAAAUUAUCGAAGCUAUCAAAUACAUUGUUAAUUAAUAUUAAUAUAUGAACGUUUAUUUUGUACUGAAUAAAUUCUGUUAUAAUCGUGAACAAAAAUUCAGCCUACAGAGGGUUAAUUAAUCGGAAACGAGUUAAUUCCAUGGACGCAGGCUUCGACGACAACGAGAAUCGCCGGGUAAAGUGCGAAUUGAUGCAAACCCGUGUGCAUCGUAUCCUUGCCAAGUUCGUGUCUACGUAGCAUGUUAGCGAGAUGCACAUGUAAGUCCGGUACUUGGACUCGACUGCCAAAGUUAGUUUCGUUCUAGCGGUGAGAGAGGGAGAGAGAGAAAAAGAGAAUGCGUGCGUGCGAGAGAGCGUGAGAAUGAGAGAGUUCAAUUUUAUUUAAUUAAACCGUUUAUUUUAUAUUGCGCUUAGUUCCCGCUUGUCCCCUAGCUUCGUCUUUUUUUUUUAAAUAAUUCAAUCGAUUCAAGACACUGUCGAGCAACCGAGGACAAUACCAAUAACCCUUUAGUGCCUUAACCUACGAACUCGUGUUCGCGCACUCGCGGAAUAUUUCUCGUCAGAUCGUAGUCAAUGCCGUUAGAGUUUAGAUCGCGUGUCGACGAACACGUUCGUUCGAGUCUUGCCAAAAAGAGGAGACAGGAAUCCAAUGUAUUCCCAGUACAAGUCCGACGUCGCGCUGCCGCGCGUGACGCGUCAAUAGGUACUUAGCGAAGUCUUAAUACCUGUAAGUUCCGUUCGAUCGGGCCGACUCAAUAUCUCCGAAUCGAAUAACCUGAAAUAAACGGAUCGCAGAUUCGAGCUGUUCGAUUAUUACGCUUGACGUCCCCUACCCGACGCUGUCGACCACCUAUCUUCCGUUUUGUAAAUACACGUUUACUUUUAAUACCACCGAACCGAGCUUUCCUCUUAUUUACACCUUCGAUGUGCGUGUGUGUCACUGGCGAUACGAUAAAGGGAUUAUACUUAAUUAUUCCUUAAUUCCCCGGUGAUUAUGUAUAAUUGCCUGGGACUACAAUCUCCGAAUUAAUCCAAUUUACUGUGACAUACACGUAUACAUAUAUAUAUACACAUAUAUUGUUCGACGUUACGUGUUGUUGUUUCCUGCACGUUGCAUCGCAAUGCACUGUCAGUGUUCCGCGUGUUUACUCGUAUAACUAGUCCGAUAAUGGUGGAGCAGAUUGAAGUACAUUAAACACAAUUCACCCCCAGAAUGAGAAAUUUCAGAUCCCAGGUAAUUCUUCCAACGGCUCGUUCAAACUCGCAGUCGUUUCCCGCCUUUUCAACGGCCCACGUUCGCGUUCCGAGUUCUGUGUUCCCCGCUCUUUUCACGACGCCCCAUCAAUUUCAAAUUCUAUGCAUAUAUAUACCCAAGUCGUUUCCAUACGAUGUUCACACAUCAAUCGACUUUAUCGAGAUAUUUCACGGAUUAAUCAAAACUGGGUCAUUUCCAAUUUAGAAACCGUGUUACCCGCGUACCGAUAAAUUCCACCAUAUUGCAUUCCAGUGUUAAACUUCGUUAAU